AUGAAUAUUGAUUGUUAUUCUAUAACUGAAGAGGAUUUUAUUAAUGAAAUGGAACCAAAUAAUAAUGAUACUUUUGAUGAAUAUUUCCUUGACUCAAACUUAUGUGUUUCAACUAUGAUUAAAAAGUACGAUGUUCCAAUGUUAGAUAAUAAUGAAUAUAUGAAAAAAACAGAGAAAAAAAAUUUACAAUGUACUGUUUGUGGAGCUAGAGCAUUCGGAUACAAUUUUGAUCGAAUUACAUGCGAAAGUUGUAAAGCCUUUUUUCGACGAAAUGCUCUGAAAAAUAUAAUGGAAUUAAAAUGUCGAUUUGAUGGAAAUUGUGACAUAACAAUAGAAAAUCGACGAUUUUGCACAUAUUGUCGUAUCAAAAAAUGUUUUGCUAUUGGUAUGAGAAAGGAAUGGAUCCGUAGUGAACAAGAAAAAAAUAAAAAUCGAACAAUUAAACAAACAAAACGACGACUACAGAUAUCAAUAUUGAGACAACCAGAAUAUUUUAAUUCAUUAACAAUAUUAUGUUCAACAGAUCGAAUAAGUCUAAAUAAUAUAACUCAUUGUUAUGAUCAAUAUACCAGUGAACCAAGUAUAGUCGACUAUUGUGCGCCACAAGAAGUUCUUUCAUUACGUUUACAUGACUUUUAUAAUCGUAAAAAACCAAUUAUAAUUAAUUUAAUAAGUUAUUUUAAACAUUUACCUGAUUUUCAACAAUUAAAUAUUGAUGAUCAAGCAACAUUAAUAAAACGAAAUAUUCGUAUUUUAUUACCAAUUAAUUAUGCUUUAUUAAAAACACCUAGUCAUUCACAAAUUCGUUAUACAUAUAUUCAAACAAUUGGUUGUAUUAAUAAUAUAAAUUUACAUUCAAUGUAUCAAAUUUUAUCAAAUACUUUUGUUCCAUUUGUUACAUUUAAUCCACUUAUAAUUAAAUUAUUAUUAAUUAUAUUAUUUUUUACAACAAAUUUACUAUCAACAAAUAGUGAUACAGUUGAAUAUAAACAAUCGAAAUAUAUUAGAAGAAUACAAUCCAGUUAUAUUGAAUUAUUAUGGUUAUAUAUGAUAAAAAAAUAUGGUCAAGAAAGAGCAGUAAAUUUAUUUACACAAUUUAUAACAAGAUUUAUAUAUUUACAAACAAAAAUUGCUCAGAUUGAUUCAAUUAUUCGUUUAAAUAAUGAUAUGCAAUAUAUAGAUUCACUUAUGAAAGUUAUUUUACAAUUGUCAUGA
Messenger RNA from Rotaria sordida, 1215 nucleotides. NCBI's taxonomy places the organism in Eukaryota, Metazoa, Rotifera, Eurotatoria, Philodinida, Philodinidae. The record is from the annotation of a GenBank genome assembly.